Messenger RNA from Sceloporus undulatus (fence lizard), 4850 nucleotides. It is a transcript of the gene KCND3, whose product is annotated as potassium voltage-gated channel subfamily D member 3. Gene Ontology annotation, cellular component: membrane; neuronal cell body; voltage-gated potassium channel complex. The transcript has 8 exons. Gene Ontology annotation, molecular function: A-type (transient outward) potassium channel activity; protein binding. Bases 744 to 2696 code for a protein of 650 amino acids. Gene Ontology annotation, biological process: potassium ion export across plasma membrane; protein homooligomerization. The record is from RefSeq and is a predicted model, not a curated record. Lineage: Eukaryota; Metazoa; Chordata; Lepidosauria; Squamata; Phrynosomatidae.
CAGCCAGGGCAGUUGAAGCGAGUUCAAAACGUGAUCAUUUCUGCAAUGUGGAUGCCGCCUUGUGAUCUCAGCCAGGAGGCUCCUUGGGAGGUCUCAGCUGUGCGAUCGCGAUCUCUCUGCGGUGCUCUUCGGGGGUCCCUCUUGCUGGCAAUGGCUUUGUUGGGAGGGCAAUCGCGGAGCCAAAGGCGCUGGGAGCUGUCCGCCGUCCCUUGGUGCUGAAUCGCUUCCCUCUCUCUCCAGCUUUCGGAGCGCAGGGCUGGGCUGAGCGGAGGCGGGCGAAGCUUGUGGGGAGAGCGCCCUCUAUGGGCCGAAGGGGAAGCCAGGCGGAGAGGUCGCCCAAGCCAACGGCGGAGAAGCCCAAGGGGAGCCAAGGAGGGAGGGAAGGAGGGAGGGCCUCCUCCGCGCUGGUUGGCAGCAGCAGCAGCAGCAGCACGCCCCGCAUCCCUGCCCUCUCCGUGCGCCCGCUGAGCGGAUGGGGACGAGGGUGCCCCGGGGAAGCGCCUCCCUCCUCGCCUGGUCCGCCCUCCUCCCUACUGGGCCGCUGGAGUGACCGCCUUCAGCAUCUGGAUGGCCACCUCUCCGCCUUCUCUGCCGAAGAGGGACCCGGGAAGGGCAUGGCAGGGCAUGGCUUGGCAUGGCGAGUGAGCUCAUGGCCCAGAAGAUGGAAUUGAACUGAAGCCAAGUGGUGGUUUUUUGGGGGAUAAAAAAGAACAACCUUAAUUCAUCCAGAGCUCUGAUUCAUCAUGGCAGCAGGUGUAGCAGCAUGGCUGCCCUUUGCCAGAGCAGCUGCCAUAGGAUGGAUGCCAGUAGCCAACUGUCCCAUGCCACUAGCCCCGACAGAUAAAAAUAGACGGCAGGAUGAGCUGAUAAUUCUUAAUGUGAGUGGUAGACGCUUCCAGACAUGGAGGACUACAUUGGAAAGGUAUCCUGACACGCUCCUUGGCAGCACGGAAAAAGAGUUCUUCUUCAAUGAAGACACUAAGGAAUACUUUUUUGACCGGGAUCCUGAUGUAUUUAGGUGUAUAUUAAACUUUUACAGAACUGGCAAACUGCACUACCCAAGGUAUGAGUGCAUCUCAGCCUAUGAUGAGGAGCUUGCCUUCUAUGGGAUCCUACCCGAUAUCAUUGGGGAUUGCUGCUACGAAGAAUACAAAGACAGGAAACGGGAAAAUGCUGAACGGUUGAUGGAUGACAGUGACUCCGAGAACAACCAAGAAUCUAUGCCAGCCUUGAGCUUCCGGCAGACCAUGUGGCGAGCUUUUGAGAAUCCCCAUACCAGCACUAUGGCCUUAGUCUUUUACUAUGUCACUGGCUUCUUCAUCGCUGUUUCUGUGAUCACCAAUGUGGUGGAGACUGUACCAUGUGGCACAGUCCCUGGCAACAAGGAACUGCCAUGCGGGGAGAGAUAUGAAAUGGCUUUUUUCUGCUUGGACACAGCUUGUGUUAUGAUUUUUACUGUUGAAUAUCUUAUGCGACUCUUUGCAGCCCCAAGUCGCUAUAGAUUCAUCAGGAGUGUGAUGAGCAUCAUUGAUGUAGUGGCCAUUAUGCCCUACUACAUUGGCUUGGUGAUGACUGACAAUGAAGAUGUCAGUGGAGCCUUUGUGACUCUGAGGGUUUUCAGGGUGUUCCGGAUUUUCAAAUUCUCCCGACACUCCCAAGGCUUACGAAUCUUGGGCUACACUCUGAAGAGCUGUGCUUCUGAGCUUGGUUUUCUUCUCUUUUCUCUCACCAUGGCAAUCAUCAUCUUUGCUACUGUGAUGUUUUAUGCAGAGAAAGGAUCUUCUUCCAGCAAGUUCACCAGCAUCCCAGCUUCAUUUUGGUACACUAUUGUAACCAUGACAACCCUUGGUUAUGGAGAUAUGGUACCAAAGACGAUUGCUGGUAAGAUAUUUGGCUCCAUUUGUUCACUGAGUGGUGUGCUUGUCAUUGCACUUCCUGUUCCAGUUAUUGUUUCCAACUUCAGUCGGAUUUACCAUCAGAAUCAAAGAGCUGACAAACGACGAGCACAGAAGAAAGCCCGGCUGGCCAGGAUUCAUGUGGCUAAGACAGGCAGUUCCAACGCCUACCUUCACAGUAAGCGCAAUGGCCUCCUUAAUGAAGCACUGGAGUUGACGGGGUCUAUGGAUGAUGAGCACAACAUCAGGAAAACUACUUCUCUCAUUGAAAGUCAGCACCACCACCUGCUGCAUUGCCUGGAGAAAACAACUGGAUUGUCCUAUCUUGUGGAUGAUCCCCUGUUAUCUGUACGAACUUCCACCUUCAAGAAUCAUGAAUUCAUUGAUGAGCAGUUAUUUGAGCAAAAUUGCCUGGAGAACUAUCCAUCCACUCGCAGCCCCUCCCUCUCGAGUCACCAUGGCUUGACCACCUCCUGCUGUUCCCGACGCAGCAAGAAGACAACGCACCUCCCCAAUUCUAGCGUGCCAGCAACCCGGCUGAGGAGCAUGCAGGAGCUCAGCACCAUACACAUACAGUGCAGUGAACAGCCGUCACUUACAACAAGUCGCUCCAGCUUAAAUAUGAAAUCAGAUGAUGGACUGAGACCGAACUGCAAAGCCUCCCAAAUAACAACAGCAAUCAUCAGCAUCCCAACACCCCCGGCGCUGACACCAGAAGGCGAAAGCCGGCCUCCUCCAUCCAAUCCUGUCCACUCUACGAACAUUGUUAGCAGCAACAUUGUCAAGGUCUCGGCUUUGUAAGGUUGUGUUGGUCAAAGGAGGUGGCUUGGAAGAAGGCCAACAUUCCUUUCUCUCUCCCUGCCUCCAUGUUCCUUCUUUGCUGCAUAUUGUGCCUAGAUGGAUGGCUGGAUGGACUGCUAGACCAACCUGACCAACAUCUAAGAAUUAACAGAGGGAGCCCUCAUGAGGCAGCUUCCCUUAAACUCAUGAUCAUGCUGCAGAUUGAGCUCAGAAGAAAUAGGAAGCUGGGGGCGUGUGUGGAGGGAUGAUGGAAGGAACUCUCUUAGUUCAUAAACAAACUUUGUUCCAGGAUAUGGGGCAUAGAACAGUUUCCAGAAAGUGGAAGAGAAGUCCUGUCAUAGCUACAAGGAAGUCAAUAAAGAAGCAGAAUUAUAACACUGUGUAUCUCAGCACCUUUUAAUAGGUUUUUAAUGGAUAAUAUUUAUUCAUGAGGAAAUGACUGAAAAAAAAGGUGAUAAAAUGGAUUUUGUGAUAUUUUUUCCUUCAUGCAGCAGGAUCCUUAAUCAACCAAAACUACUUUUUUUUUCUUUUAUAGCUGAAGGUUUUAGACAAAAGCCACCUUGUCACCAGGAAUUUAAUUUCCGUUCUUUUGUGCGUGUGUGCGUGCGUGAGAGAGAGCGAUAUAAUCACAAACUGGCACAAAAGCUCUGAGCACACCUUCCUGUUUCUGGGCUCAACCCUGCAAAGACUUACUGUUUGCAUGGUCCACACAUGCUUCAAGUAAUGCCUGUAGAACCAAUGGUUCUGCUCACUGUACAUCUGUUUCUGCAUGAGUGUGUCUUUGCAGGCUUCAGCCUUUUUAGUGGACAGUAGCAAAACACACAUCUGCAUGCAAUCUCACACACAUACACACACACACAAGCACCAAUAAAAACUUUCAUUGUGGAUGGCAUUUUUUUUUCUUAAGAUAGUUUUUUGUAAUUGCCUUUAAUUCAACACAAAUUGCAGUUGCAAACAGUGUAUUUGUCUGCUAAUUAUUGUCUGUGGAAAAAAAUAUUUGUGGGGGGAGAAGACAGGCGUUGGUAGUCAGCCACAAUUUUUUGCUUUUUUAAAAAUAAAUUAUUUUGUUAUCACAAGCUCGUAAAGAGUGUAACUAGAUGAACUAGUUCUAUACUUUUAAAAGUCUAAAAAAAAGUGAGCUUAGAGGAAUUAUAAAUUUUUUUAUCCUGUACACACAAGUUUCAAAGAGGAAAAAAACCAUACAAAGCAACUGUGCCAGAUGUUCAUAAAUGGUAAUCUAGAUCCAUACUUUCUUUUUUUCUGUUUUAUAUGUGUUUCUUUUAUAGUAAUUGAAGUGUCUGCCAUUGUAUAUAGUAGCCAGGUAGUCAAUGGAUCUGUCUUUGGUAGGAUUACUUCAGGAGCCAACUGUUUUGCAUGGACUGACAGUGUGUCUCAUUUUGUAAUACAGUCCUGUGGCUCUUAGUGACAGUAAGUGACUGGGUUGCAUCGACUUAAUGGAUAAAGCAAUUUAAUAAUAUUGGACUUUCCCUUCUUAAAGCAUUGUUUCCUGUCGAAGAGGAGGAUUGCUUCUAGAUUUUUGAGGUCUACUUUAUAUUAGAGUACCAUUUCUAAUCAAUUUAUAAAACACUGUUAAUAGAUGGUUUAAAUAAUAUGUAUGUUUCAAAAUAGCUCACCAGUUGUUAAAUACUGUAUUGUUAUCCUGUUUUAGAAAGUUAGGACUGUGAGUUAUAACCAUCUAUAAGGUUUUAUACCAACAUUCUCCUGACAGACCUCCCUUAGGUGCCAGACUUUGGGACCUCCAUCCAUGUCAACGAGAUUUAUGCUAAUACACAGCUCUGUGGAUUGUGUCCUUUGUCUGUCCUAAAAUUUGCACAGUUUUUUAAUCUCUUUGAUCUCAUUUGCCUUUUGAUGUAUUUUGUGUCCCUUUUUCAAACGUGUUUUCUGUUGCCCAUACCAUAUUGUCUUUUGCAGAUUUGCUUUUCCUUUCUGAGUUUAAUUCAGAAUAUUUUAAGUGGCCAUUGUGUUGCUGUUUUAAAAGGAGAGAGGCUUCAUAAACCAGACCCAGACAUUGAUAAAAUAUUCUGCUCCAAUGGGGAAAAUUAUUCUAGGAUUUAUUCAGGCAUCUCUUAUUUAAACUUUUCAGGCAUUGAAAAAAUAGUUCUAAGAAGCCAAGAAAGAGAGAGAGAAAAGAAA